Wasmannia auropunctata (little fire ant) is the source of this 651-nucleotide messenger RNA. RefSeq names its product geranylgeranyl pyrophosphate synthase-like. The transcript is spliced from 5 exons. Gene Ontology annotation, molecular function: prenyltransferase activity. The record is from RefSeq and is a predicted model, not a curated record. Gene Ontology annotation, biological process: isoprenoid biosynthetic process. NCBI's taxonomy places the organism in Eukaryota, Metazoa, Arthropoda, Insecta, Hymenoptera, Formicidae. The annotation marks the transcript as partial.
AUUCUUUUUUUUAUUAAUCGUAUAUACUUCAUAUGUAGAAUUAUAAAACUCUCGUUUUUCCAUAGUUUAGAUGAUAUUCAAGAUAAUUCUAUAAUGCGAGAAGGUUAUCCCGUAACCCAUUCUAUUUAUGGACUUGGUAACACAAUAAACGCUGCAAAUUACGUGCAAUUUGUUGCUUUUGAAAAACUUGCUAACUUACAUCCCGCGGCAACUAAAAUCUUUAUUGAAGAAAUGCUGGAAUGUUAUAGAACUCAAGGAAUGGAAAUAUAUUUGACGAAUAAUUUCAUUUGUCCAACUGAAAAAGAUUACAAGAUUAUGGCAACAAGAAAAAGUAGUUGGACGGUCAAGUUGGCAGUAAGAUUAAUGAAACUAUUUUCUACUUAUGAAGGAGACAUUUCAUCGCUAAUAAGUGCUUUCGGAAUGUACUAUCAAAUACGUAAUGAUUAUUGCAACUUCUUUCAUAAAAACGAUAACGGUAAAAGUUAUUGCGACGAUUUAACCGAGGGAAAAUUCAGUUUGCCUAUUAUUCAUGCAAUUAACAGUAAUCCUGAUGAUACACAAAUAAUAAAUAUUCUAAAACAACAUACAACGGAUAUCGAGAUGAAACGCCAUUGUGUUAAACUAUUAGAUAGUUUCGGAUCGUUGAAGUAC